CACACAUCGGGCUCACACCGCCGAGAGGACUGUCAGCGCGUGAAGGGAGGAAAUCACGCACGUUUAAAGUAAAGUUUUCCCUCUGGAAGGAGCCGUUGGAGUAAACACUGCAGGGAGCCAUUCAACGGACACCUCCCAUGCAAAGGCUCCAUGGCAUAAAUCCUGUCCUCACAUCCAGCUUCUCCCGGGGGAAAGCUUUUGAGAAGCCCACUGCUCUGACGCCCUGCUGUCAUUUUCCACAGCCUGAGGGGAAGCAGGAAGUAGCCGGCAGGAGCCAUGCCUGCCCUGGCCACCGGAGCCGGCCACGAGCCAGGCCUUUAUGAGCUGCUGGCAGCUUUGCCCUCCCAGCUGCAGCCCCAUAUCAGCCGCCCAGAGGACAACACCUUCCUCCAGGACAUGUUUGGGGAGAGGAGCCUCCACUCCCUGGUCAAGAUCCACGAACAGCUGCAGCACUUCGAAAAGAGCAAACCCGUCCCCGUCCAGGACAACGCAGCAAUACUGGCCCAUGAAUUGUCUGAGGAACUGGAAAGGAAAUCGGCAAAUGAAGAAAUUAAAGAGCUUCUCAAACUACUGACCAAACUCCACAUCGAGAGCCUUCUGAAAGUCCACGAUACAGUUGCCCUGAAGAAUUACGACCCCGAAUUACCUCCACUACCUGAAGACAUUGACGAUGAUGAGGAUUCGGUUAAAAUCAUCAGACUGGUUAAAAACAAGGAGCCUCUUGGAGCAACAAUAAUGCGUGAUGAUCACACAGGCGCAAUCCUCGUUGCCCGGAUCAUGAGAGGAGGGGCUGCCGACAGAAGUGGACUGAUUCAUGUUGGAGAUGAACUGAAGGAAGUCAAUGGAAUCCCUGUAGAUGACAAAAAACCAGAGGAAGUCAUUCGUAUUCUGGCCCAGUCCCAAGGAGCCAUUACCUUUAAAGUUGUUCCCGCUUUGAAGGACGAGGCGCCAACCAAGGAGCCAAAGGUGUUUGUGAAGGCACUCUUUGACUACGACCCUAAGAAUGACAACGCCAUCCCAUGUAAAGAGGCUGGACUCGCCUUCAAGAAGGGCACCAUCCUUCAGAUCAUGAGCCAAGAUGAUGCAACGUGGUGGCAGGCGAAAUUUGAGGGUGACGCUAACCCCCGUGCGGGCUUAAUCCCGUCCAAACAGUUCCAGGAAAGGAGAUUUGCACUACGACGACCUGUUGCGACUCUUCCAUUCCAGAGGACCUCGAGCAGACGAUCAUUUUCACUGGAUGCAACACAGACAUGUGUCACCGACUAUGUCUCGCUAGAUGAUGUGGCGGUAGAGUUUGCCGAUGAGAUCGAAGAGGACGAUGCAAAUAUUAGCGGAUUUCACCUAGCUGGGUUCAGGAGAAGUUUUCGUCUCAGCAGGAGAGACAAGAAGAAGACCAACAAGUCCAUGUAUGAGUGCAACAAGAGCGAGAUAUACGACACAGCCGACGUGCCCACGUACGAGGAGGUCGCUCCGUACAGCAGGCAGAGUGGAGCAAAACACAGGCUGGUUGUCCUUGUUGGACCUUCAAGUGUCGGUCUGAACGAGCUGAAGAGGAAACUGUUGAUCUCUGACCCGCAGCACUUCAGUGUGACUAUCCCACACACGAGUCGGGCCAAGAAGAACCAGGAGAGCGACGGCGUGGAGUACCACUUCAUCUCCAAGAGUCUUUUCGAGACGGACAUACAGAACAACAAGUUCAUCGAAUUCGGCGAAUACAGAGGGAAUUAUUAUGGGACAAGCUUGGACUCAAUACGCUCCGUCCUCUCCAAGAACAAAGUGUGCCUAUUGGACGUCCAGCCUCAUAUGAUAAAGCACCUGCGGACGGCGGAAUUCAAACCCUAUGUCGUGUUCGUGAAGCCUCCGACGAUUGAGAAGUUGAGAGAGACCAGAAAGAACGGAAGGGUCAUAUCAAGCAAAGACGACAAGGGAUCCGCCAAGCCCUUCACGGAGGAGGACUUUGAGGAGAUGGUGAACACGGCCCAGUCCAUUGAGCUUCAGCAUGGUCACCUGUUCGAUAAGGUCAUCGUGAACGAUGACCUCUCGGCGGCCUUCGGCGAGCUGCGGUUGGCACUAAAGAAGGUUGAGAUGGAGACUCACUGGGUUCCAGUCAGCUGGACUCACUCCUGAGACCAAGAAUUUCUGUAAAAGGGAGAAAAGGGAAGGGGCUUCGACAAGAAUGAGCAGAUUUUUGUCUUUUUUAUAUCAGGUAUGUGGGAGGGGUAAAAGGAAUAAAACAAGACUCCAGACGGUUGUACCUGUGGUGCACGAGGCUAAAAAUAAGUUGCCGCCUGCAUGGAUUCAGGUUGGAUUUAGAUCUCAGCUGCGGUCUGGACACAAAUCUCCAGGUCUGACCAGAUCUGACGUGGUUGCGGUUGCGGGAGUCCGUCCAGAAUAUGGGCCUUGGACACCGAACUGGAACCCAGUUCGGGUCACACAGCCAUGGCCAUGAGUUGGAGCCCUUCGUUCCAAACCAGAAUGUGGAACGAGCCUGGAUCAUCAUAGCACCAGCAGUCCUGCCAGCACAUCAGCGACGCCGCCAACCACGGCUGCUUUUUCAGUGUGUUUAUUACAUUAGACCAUUAGAAACCAAAGGGAUUGACAGAUUUCUUCUCAGCGGACAACUUACAUGUAUAUGUCUGUAAGCGAACACGACCUCUGAGGGGGAAACGGGAGAAAAGAAAACAUACUUGCCUUCUGUCUUACUAUACGUCUGUGCUUCUAAAAUGCUUCCAUGACUGUUACUCCAAACAAAACAUUGUCAGGUACUCGCGCAAGAAAGGGCAAUAAGUGUAAUUUAAUUUAAGAGAAAUUAAUAUAUUUUCUAAUAUCAAUUUUUUUGCAUAUCUUUUAUAAACAUAUCUCGACUUUUAGAGAAUCCUGUUUCUUAAUGGCAGCCUCGUCCUGACAGCUCUUUACUCUAGAGGCAUCUCUUCUUUCAGUCAAGUGUUUUGAUUUCAUCACCCUAGUCUAGUUUUCCACCUACAAAGCACUGAAAGAGCUGUUUUUUAUUUUGGUGUUAUAUAUUCCAUUUAGGAGCAUUUUGAAAAGCCACCCUUCAUAUGAAGGUGCCCAGCAUAACAGCUUUGCCGUUUAAAGUCCCAGACCUGGACACUCUUGGCCGUUUCCAAGAAGAAAAUGUUCACCGUUCUGUUUUAUUAGGGUGGGGGCUCUAUUUUUAUUCACAUAAAAAUGGCUUCGGCGAAGCUGCUAAUGGUGGGCCUGUAGAGCACUUCCAGGAUUUUAAUUUUAGAGUAAUGCUAAGUAGCAGCUUCUGACUUUAUGAGCAUUAGAUGUUUAUUGUAAAUUUGAGUCUCCCAUUCCCAGUCUAACUUACUCAUAUUUUCUACUCAGUGCAUUUUCCUUUUUUUUGCUUCUAUCAUAGUAAUACUUUUCUCUAAUGUCUAAGAGACUGAAUAUGAAAUAAGCUAGUUGUCAAUCAUGGCUCUGUCAUUAGCAUUAGCAUUAUUACAGCUCUUGUAGAUCAUUGUUUGUUAAUAAUGUUGUGAAAACCUGUGUAAGAAAUUUAUUUUAAAGAUUAAAAGGGCAACAAUACAUACAUCCAAUACAUGUACUAUAUGUGGGGCAAGCUUAUUGUUGCUGGAAACAUCUAGCAUGACUCUUACAUUUUUAAAAACAUGGCCAGUUAUUCUUUUUAAUAUGUGUUUUUAUGAACUUCUUUCUUUGUGAACAGGAUACAGGCUAAGUUUUCAGAUUUAGAGAUACUGAUGAAAAUACGUUUAAUCUCCCCCACUGCCUCCCGGAUACUCCGGACUCGUGUGAGAGUACUAUCAGUCGAACUUAGAAAGCAUUAAGCCAAUUUCCAUUGUCAAACAUUGUCAAACUAUUCCCUAUAGUUCUAAAAUUGGCUAAUAUACAUUAGGUCUAUUUCAAGUUGUAAUCCCCCAAAUCAUGUUCAUAUGCAUUUUACCUUUGACUACUGACUAUGACUAUUGACGUGUUUGAUUUCUCCGUUUCACAAAGGGUAAUGAGGGUAUCUGCUCUUCAGGAUGAUAAUACAUGUUUUAAAGGGACUGCUUGGCAUCUUGUUUUUGUUGUUUUUUGUUUUUCCCUUUUUUUUUUCCUUUAUUUUUCUGUUUGUUCAUCUCUUCAUAUCUGAACCACCCGCCAUCAGUUGUAUUGCUCCAAAUCAGAUUUGUACAUUCUCCAGAAUAUAUUUUUAAUUUCUUGCUGUAAAUGAAAUGCUGUUCUUGAUAACUGCUGCAUUUUAUAUUAAAGGAGAUCCAACUAAACUUG
Platichthys flesus (European flounder) is the source of this 4254-nucleotide messenger RNA. It is a transcript of the gene mpp7a, whose product is annotated as MAGUK p55 scaffold protein 7a. The record is from RefSeq and is a predicted model, not a curated record. The coding region runs from base 277 to 2127 and encodes 616 amino acids. Lineage: Eukaryota; Metazoa; Chordata; Actinopteri; Pleuronectiformes; Pleuronectidae. Gene Ontology annotation, molecular function: protein binding. The transcript has 21 exons. Gene Ontology annotation, biological process: protein localization to adherens junction. Gene Ontology annotation, cellular component: cell-cell junction; plasma membrane.